AGACAACUACAUUUACACAAAGAAAAAGCUACAUCAUCCCAUGACUAGUACUAGUAGACGACAGUACAUUUAUAUAUGUACUUUAAAAUAGUAGCCGUAUUAUAUGUUUUUUGCAUACCGAUUUUGGACCCAAAAAAAAAAAAAACCUAUAAAACCUUGGAUUUUGUUGUGUCAGUGUACCUUUCCUGAAAUUAGCACCUCAUAGCUGUUCAUAUAGUAUAAAACGACCCCACUUUAAUUGGCAAUCCAAAAAAAAAAAAAAAAACUUCAUCUGCAUCUCAUAGCCACCACAUACCCACCUUCAAAUUUCAUCACUAUAAUUGCCACACUUAGCGUCAAGACAUUUUAGCCUACAAACUCGUCCCUCACAUAUAUCCUUAUCCUUUUUCUUCAUAUUUCCCCCUCAUCAAACAAAGUAGAAGAAGAAUUUUUGUUUGCAGAAAAUAAACACCCCAUAUUAGAUCUUAGUCCUAAAUUUAUUACUACCCUUUUAAAAACAUUUUUAGUCAUGGACAAUAUGAGAGUCCUAGAAGAAUUCAAGCAGAGCAAUCAAGAAAACCAAAAAUCAAAGCAGAUGCAACACCAAGAACCACUACUUCAACCACCGUCAUACGGUGGCGUUGCGGCGGCGUCACCACCGUCAUCUUCAUCAUCUCCAUCACAUGAAUUUUCCUUCACAAUUUCACUUCAUCCAACAAAUUCCACAAAUACCCCUGAUAUUAAAACGAGACAAAAUCCAAAUCCAAAUCCGAACCCGAACACGAACCAGAACCCUUUUGCUAUUGAUUUAACACCAGCUGAUGAAAUAUUUUUCCAUGGUCAUUUACUUCCACUUCACCUUCUUUCUCAUCUCCCAGUUUCACCUCGUUCUUCAACAAACUCCAUUGAUAGUUCACUUCCCAUUAAAGACUUAAAAAAAAUCCAAAAUUCCAUUAAUCAUGAUGAUGAUAACUCUUAUUAUGAUCUAAAUCGUAGCUUUCACUACCAUGAUCAUCAUCAAACAAAUUCUUUAAACAUACCAAAGGAUCAACAAAAACCAAAGUCCAAGUCUUUUUCCUUGUUUGGAUUACCCAAAAGGAAAAAAGAAGAAAAAGAAGAGAAGGAAAAACAAAGGAAGUUGAACGUGAGUCAAGUUAUAAAGAGGUAUAUGAAAAUGGUGAGGCCAUUUUUGUCUUUUAGAAGUAGAAAAAAUAUGCAGUUUCAUAGACAAAGUUAUUCUUAUUCUGGGAAUUUGAGUUUUAGAGGGAAGAAUAAUAAUAAUAAUAAUAAUAGUAGUAAUAGUAAUAAGGGAAUAAAAAGAGGUGCAUAUUCAGCUCCAGUUUCUAUGAAGAAUUCUCCGACAAAUAGUGGGCUACUUGUAGCAGCACCAGGUGCUAAUUAUCAUAAUUCAUCUUCAAGUGAUAGUACAAUGGAAGAAUUACAAGCUGCUAUUCAAGCUGCAAUUGCUCAUUGCAAGAAAUCUAGUUCUAUGGAAGAGAAGAAAAUCAAAUGCCAAGAAAAUGAAGAUAUGAUCAUCCUGAAGUGAAAAAAGAAAAAAGAAAAAAAAAGGAAUCUUGAUAAUUUUUAUCCUCUUUGGUACUGCUUAUUUCUUGCAUACUAGGUUUCUUUUUUUAAUCUCUUGUGUAUCAUAAUGAUGAAGGAUAUUUGUAAGUAUUUUUUACUACAUGAGUUUUAAAAGAUGGAUUAUUCAUGGUGAUGGAUUGGCAGGUCAACCAUGUAGGAUUCUUUUUUGAUGAAUUCUUUUUUCAUGUAACUCUUCUUGUACACAAUUCUGUCUGCGUAUAAAAGUUAAACUCUUUUAUGAUGAUGACAUCGUAGUUGGUUAUCAA
This is a messenger RNA of Lycium barbarum (goji berry), 1829 nucleotides long. Its product is annotated as BRI1 kinase inhibitor 1-like. Gene Ontology annotation, cellular component: plasma membrane. The coding region runs from base 509 to 1525 and encodes 338 amino acids. The record is from RefSeq and is a predicted model, not a curated record. Gene Ontology annotation, molecular function: kinase inhibitor activity. The transcript has a single exon. NCBI's taxonomy places the organism in Eukaryota, Viridiplantae, Streptophyta, Magnoliopsida, Solanales, Solanaceae.